Phycomyces blakesleeanus NRRL 1555(-) is the source of this 591-nucleotide messenger RNA. RefSeq lists its product as hypothetical. The transcript has 4 exons. Gene Ontology annotation, biological process: membrane organization; endoplasmic reticulum tubular network organization. Lineage: Eukaryota; Fungi; Mucoromycota; Mucoromycetes; Mucorales; Phycomycetaceae. The record is from RefSeq and is a predicted model, not a curated record. The annotation marks the transcript as partial. Gene Ontology annotation, cellular component: endoplasmic reticulum; membrane.
GAUCCUCAUUUCUAUUGGUGGUGUGGUCAUGUUUGUCUUGUCUGCAACUCUGCUCUCUAUUUUUCAUCAACCCUCUCACUCAACGCCAAUCCGAUUUACCACACACGCGCCUACAUCGGUGUUUUGAUUUCAUAUGCUGUUGUCAUCAGUAAAUCCAUAGGGGAUUCUUCAUGGUUCAGUAAAGAGUUUUUUCGUGAUGAGAACGUCCAAUACUUUGCCUUGGCUUUCUAUUGGUAUUCUUACCAACCCAUGGCAGUUACACUGGUGCCUUAUUUUGCGUUCUCGAUCUUCCAUGUGUUUAUUUACCUUCGGACCAUUCUUUUACCAGUAUUCUUCCCCAAUAAUGACAACCCAACUGUGAAGCAUGCACGUGAGGUGAUUGAGCAGUACACAGAUGAAUAUCAUGAGAAAGCUUUGCAGAUUGCAGCCUACGCCGAAGUUGUCGGUAUUCUAGGACGAUUGAUCGCCGGCGUACUAGUUUUCCAGACAUCAAUCCUCGCCUUGGUUGUAUUUAUUCACUUUUUAAGGCUUCGUUUUUACCUAUCACCUUACACAAGGGAUGCCAUGUAUGCAGUUACGGCAAAACUAGAU